Molecule: messenger RNA, 2764 nt
Organism: Branchiostoma floridae (Florida lancelet)
Lineage: Eukaryota; Metazoa; Chordata; Leptocardii; Amphioxiformes; Branchiostomatidae
Product: monocarboxylate transporter 13-like
Exons: 3
Coding region: 519-2105 (528 amino acids)
Biological process (GO): transmembrane transport; monocarboxylic acid transport
Molecular function (GO): monocarboxylic acid transmembrane transporter activity
Source: RefSeq, a predicted model, not a curated record
AAAAAAAGAGAUCACAAUGUGAGCGAACUCAGUCUGUUCUAUCGAUAUGUUUUAUAAGUUCUCAACAUGCUCUAAGGCUUGACACAGGUCGAGAAAGGCAACAUUUAUUCAGAAAGACUGGGCGACUAGGAAAUUCAUGGAGAAGUUGGACCUUUCUGCUUAAUUGUAUUUCAUCGAAAAUUCAAGGUCGACCGCGGUCCUUACUAGUACUAGCGUCACCGACAGGUUGGGAUUGCAAAUGCUGACUAGAUCGUUGCAGGCUACUAUCAACGCCAUCAAAAAUCAUUACUUGUUUGUUUGAACCUUUGUUUAUUCAUGAAAGCUAAAAUCGGUCCGCAGACCGCCUUUCAUUAAAGGUCUAGGGGAAAGAGGUAUAGAAUCUAUAGAUCGUUUUCACAGAACGUUCUAACACGACUGUGACGUCACGUGAAAACGAUCUAUAGGUCAGACAGAAUAUAGAGGUUAUAUGAAUCUAUAUAACUUGUUAAUUUCAUUAAUAGUUCUAUCAACAUGUUUACAUGGAAUACAUACCAGCCACCGUGUAUAAGCAAACAGUUUUUAUGUUCCCAGGUCUAGUGUCCUCCAUACUGUGCCGAAGAUUUGGGGCUCGUCCAUUAGUGAUGAUAGGCGGGGUGGUGGGUGCUGUGGGGCUUCUCUUGACAAGCUUCUCCACGAGCAUAGUUCAUCUGCAUCUGUCCUUGGGCCUUACGUCAGGACUCGGAUUUGCACUGGUGUACAAUCCAACCUUCAUUAUUGUUGGACAGUACUUUCAUGAAAAGCGCCACCUGGCUUACGCCAUGAUGGUGACAGGAACCGGAGUAGGGGGCUUCAUCUUCUCGCCAGUCUUCCAGCUGCUGAUCGACGAGUACGGCUGGAGAGGUGCGAUCAUCGUGCAGGCAGGGGUUACUCUGCAUUUGUGUGUGGCUGCAGCGCUGAUGAGACCUCUACACGUGCCACCUGCCCGCGGUCCGUCACAAACCUACAUCUCUCAAGACUCUCUCUCCUCAGCGGCGACCUCCCAUCCUGCCUACAGCAACCACCACGACACAACCAGAACAACGUACCUCGCUGCACCCUUGGAGGAAUAUGAGGACAUUACUGACAUAUCACAAGACCAAGAGCCAACGGUGCCAGGCGCUCCUGUACCGCACGUCAGACGUGAACGCCAGCGAGGCUUUAGUGAAUGUUCCAUCGGUGCCGUCAGUCUGCGACUGCUGGAGCCAGCCUCCAGUCAAGAGUCUCUACCCCGCAUACCUGAGAUGACUGACGACGACACGACACACAAACUCGAAAGCGUCUCCGUCCGUGCCGUCCGCCCGGCAAGGUCCAGCAUGUCCUUGUCAAGAAGGAUGUUGUACUCUUCCCAAAGGAUGUUGGAUGUCCUGUCCAGAAGUGAAACACUGCUGUCACUCAGCUCACAACUCACUUACGAGACAACUAUUCACACCAAGCUGGCAGGAAAGCCAGGACUCUCCAUCCACUCCAUCGUAACCACACUAUUCGAUCUAUCCUUGAUAAAAAGCGUACCAUUUGUGCUCCUCAGCAUUUCGUUCUUUCUCUUCCACCUUGGCUACCUUGUUCCCGGGAUCGGCGUUGUUCCCAGGGCACAGCAUGCAGGCAUUGAGGAAACCCAGGUGUCCUUCCUUCCAUCCAUCAUCUCCAUCUCCGAUCUGGUCGGGCGGCUGUUAUCUGGCGGCCUGUCCAAAAUCCCAGGCUGCACUCGCACUUUCCAGUUCAUCACUCUGAACGUCAUCAUAGCAGCGGGCGCUGUCGUGUUCCCGGUGACGGAGACAUAUUCGGGUAUGGCAGCCUAUGCAGUGUGGCACGGACUCGCCAACGGUCUGUGCUAUCCCCUCAUCCCGACCCUGGUGGUGGACGUGGCGGGAGUGGAGAAGAUCGCCAGUGCCAUGGGGAUGGUCAUGUUCAUCACCAGUAUCGGCCUGACUGUGGGACUACCAACUGCAGGGAUCCUGUAUGACACAACUGGCAGCUAUGAUGCAUCCUUCUACUUUGUGGGAGCAUGCUUCCUACUGAGCGCAGCAGUUUUGGCCUUCUCCCACAUUCUGUCCAUCAGAAGACAGGACAGUGUGCCUGAAGAAUCCUGAUCUCACCACCAGCACAGUUUGGCAAACUGCAUAAAUUUCUUGAAAACAACCAGUUCCUUGAAAAAUCCUAUGCACAUUUUCUUUUUCAUUAUUUCUAGGCCAAUGCAAGUAUACUUCAGACAUCACAAAGUAUACUGUAAUUGUAUAUUCAAUAACAUUGACAACCAUUCCGGUGACAAAACAUAACCGCAAUCCAUAUACACAAGCUAGAUUUGUCUUUUUAUUUCCAAACAUCUCAUCAUUUCUUACUAUGUUACAAGUAUUGAUGAUCAUUAAAUGUGUGGAGCUGGCACUGUGUCUGUUAUUGUAUGGACAAUGCAGCAGAUAUUAGUACAUGAAUGAAAGUAAAACUCACUUGGAAAUGAAAGAUUUUACUGUCAUCAAAGAUCACAAGGUGGCUUGAAAAUGUGUAAGUAGUUAUUCUUACCUCAUCUGAAUGAGAGGAAAACAACAUACACUGACCUAGGGUUUUUCACAAUGGGCAGACCCUGACCUCACUUCCAACCUGACCAUCUACGGUAGUACCCUUUGGAAAGGUUACUUGAUGAUGAUUCUGAUAAGGAAAUGUCCUGAUGAUUGGUAAUUUGUACCGGCUAAAAAUACUAUUUCUUUUAUAAAACAGUCAUGAUGCAUUUCCCUAGAAAAACUUAAGAUAAACA